AUGUUGCAGAUCGCCUCCCUCCGCAAAAGGGUGCAUCUGGCUGCGGGGCUGCUGCUCGGGUCGGGUGGUGGGGAUGAGUAUAAGAGUCAGGGCGAGGGGAAAGCGAGGGUCAGGUUCUUAUCCUUCCCUUCCCUCCUCCUACCUCCUCCUACUCGUCCUACCCCUCCUUUCGCUACUACUUCACCUUCGCUCAUCACUCGUUCAGUUAUCCUACGUCCUGGUCGAGGGGGUCUUUGGAUUCCGUCUCGUCCAUACUAUCCGUUUAUCUACGCAAUUACUGUCUCCUAUACACCUACCCUAGUCUGGUUCUCUGAAUGCAAUCUCGUUUCUAUGCUAUUUCACCGCACUUUGAGGCUCAGUGGGCUGCGCUUCGAGGGCCAGUAACCCUCGGGAUUAUUGGUUAGUUUAGUGACUGCGCCAUCACUACUUUAGUGACCUCUCCAUCACUAACUUAGUGACGGCUGCAUCACUAUCCUACCGACCUCGUUCCUCUCCACCCUACCCACCCCGACCAGAUGACCCUGCAGUCAUGUCCUGCCCUUUUGUCACCUCCCCUCGCCUUCCGCGCCCUCUUGUCCAUUUAUGGACGCUCUUCUGCAUUUUCCUACUCGUUCUACUUGAU
Molecule: messenger RNA, 622 nt
Organism: Schizophyllum commune H4-8
Lineage: Eukaryota; Fungi; Basidiomycota; Agaricomycetes; Agaricales; Schizophyllaceae
Exons: 8
Coding region: 1-384 (127 amino acids)
Source: RefSeq, a predicted model, not a curated record